Molecule: messenger RNA, 999 nt
Organism: Capronia epimyces CBS 606.96
Lineage: Eukaryota; Fungi; Ascomycota; Eurotiomycetes; Chaetothyriales; Herpotrichiellaceae
Product: methionyl-tRNA synthetase
Exons: 1
Coding region: 1-999 (332 amino acids)
Biological process (GO): iron-sulfur cluster assembly
Cellular component (GO): cytosol
Molecular function (GO): 4 iron, 4 sulfur cluster binding; ATP binding; ATP-dependent FeS chaperone activity
Source: RefSeq, a predicted model, not a curated record
AUGGGCCUCGAUAACAUCGAACACGUCGUUCUUAUACUCUCCGGCAAGGGGGGCGUCGGAAAAUCGAGUGUGACUCUUCAGCUCGCCCUUUCCCUCACGCAGCAGGGGCACAAUGUCGGGAUCCUCGACAUCGACCUCACAGGGCCCAGUAUCCCUCGUCUCCUAAACCUAGAAGAUAAAAAAGUUACACAAGCCCCUGGCGGCUGGUUGCCGGUCAAGGUUCAUGAUGCAAGAGACGGAGAGUCGCAACCCUCAAAUGGCCACCAGACACUUCACUCCGCCGCGCCCGCGAAGCGAGGGUCUCUUCACGCAUUGUCCCUUGCCUUCCUCCUUCCCUCACGCUCUUCGGCCGUAAUUUGGCGCGGUCCGAAGAAGACUGCGAUGAUCAGACAAUUCGUUGCAGAUGUCCUUUGGCCACCCAACACAGACUAUCUGCUCAUUGACACCCCACCGGGCACUAGCGACGAACACAUUGCGAUCGUGGAGGAACUACACAAACUUGCCGUCGAUACCCAACCCGACCCCGCUAUGAACGGGAAUACGCUGUCGCUCGACAUCGGCGUAAGGCCGAAGCUCUCCGGCGCAGUGGUGGUCACGACUCCGCAAGCCAUAUCUACAGCCGACGUUCGUAAGGAAUUGAAUUUCUGUGUCAAGACACAAGUGCCCGUGCUUGGAGUCAUCGAAAAUAUGGCUGGAUAUAUCUGCCCCUGCUGUGGUGAAAUUAGCAACGUCUUCAGCAAAGGAGGGGGGGAGGUGAUGGCUCGAGAGUCCAACGUGCCUUUCCUGGGUUCUGUUCCCAUUGAUACAGGAUUCGUCGCUUUGGUUGAGGGCGUGAAAGAGGAGCAGAACGCAGUCAAUGGGGCUCCGACGACCAACGGGAACAACUCCGAGAAAUCUACGGAACUGGUCGAGCGAUAUAGAGAAUGUGGAUUAUGUCCCAUUUUCGCCAAAUUUGCAACCACGGUAGACCAGAAAGUCCGAGGGACUACAAGUGGUUGA